UGUCAUGAUGUUUAUAUGGGCCAGAGGAAAUGGCUCAGUUUGCAUUUUGUUGCACUUACCUUACCGUUCCUUACACUCCUCACUCAUUCUCCUUUUUACUUGGCAGUCAAACGCAACGCGUGCAUUAUCCCUACCAACAUUAUUAUCAGCAACAACAGCAACAACAACCCCAUUACCAUUACCAUCAUGGACGUCCGCUGAUUGCCGCCGGCAGCAGUUACAACAGUGCUUAUGCCAGUCCCCAUUCGGGUUAUGGCAUAGAGCCUUCCGUGGAAUAUGAGAUACAGGAUACACCACCAUCGGGUAGCUACUCAUCAUAUCAUCCAUCCGCGGGCAGUGCACCCGCAUAUCCGCCGCCACACCAUCAUCAUCAUCAUCAACCACCGUCGCCGCCCCAUAAACCCAAGUCGUCAUCUUCAAGUUCGGGUAAAAGCAAGACAAAAAAGGGCUCUGGCUCUGUGAUGUCCGCUCUGACGCUCCUCUCGUUCUUCUUCUUUGUGAAUAUGCUGCAAAACUGCAUUAAGGAUCAUAUGGCUGAUAUGAAUCCCACCGUUAUGGUGCUCACGGCAAGCGGUAGUCGCAAUCGCUUCAAUAAAUUAGCUGAAAUGAACUCACGCGAACAAACCUCAUCGCCAGCAUCUACCACAGCAUCGGCAGCUCAGUCUGAGGCGGCGGCAUCCUCUUGGCAGCAUCACCAGCAGUCAGCGGUCAGUUCGGGCCCCGUCAUUGUUACGCCAACUGUGGUGCUCCAAUCGCCAUACAGUAGCGGUCUGGUGACUAAUAAGCCCGCCGUCCACCACCACCAUAAGCCACCGUUACCAGCUCAAUCCUAUGGCCCUCAUACUCAGCAUUAUCAGCAAUACAAUGACGAUGAUUAUAAUUACGGCCAUCGUACUCCCGCCCCUCAAACUGCCCCAUAUUCGUACUCAGCUGAUUUCUAUCCUAAUCGCACACACAUUGACCAAUACCAGUCUCCGAGACCAACCAGCCACUCCAACUCCAACUCAAAUUCUGAUUACUAUCAGCAUCACUACUACCCGGACAGGCAUCAUUACACGGACGCUGGCUACGACUCCGGUGGUUUUGAUUCUGAUUCUGACUCUGACUCGGGUUCUAUUUCCAGUUACGGCCAUCGGCAUCAUCCUUGGUCUUAUGGCGCCAACUCGCAUGCAGGCAACCAGCAACGUUACUCAUCCGCACCAUGGUCUUCAGCUUCGUUGGGCGCUCAGUCGGGCGUGAGCUCUUACUUGGAUAAUGUGCGGAGCAGGCGGCAAGGUGAUGAUGAUGAUGAUGAUUUCGAUGUCGAUGUCGAUGUGAAUGCCGAUGACGAUGACCAGCGUCGGCGACGAGCCGAUGCUUUCUACACACGCACACACACCCACACACGCACUAAUUGAAUACAGAAAGCGCAGCGCACAAUUGUAUGCUAUAGAAUUUUAUAGUCAAUGCUCGAAGUUAACCCAUUGAAUGUUGAUGCCCCACCCCACCAAAAAAAAA
This is a messenger RNA of Drosophila willistoni, 1497 nucleotides long. RefSeq lists its product as uncharacterized. The record is from RefSeq and is a predicted model, not a curated record. Bases 30 to 1397 code for a protein of 455 amino acids. Lineage: Eukaryota; Metazoa; Arthropoda; Insecta; Diptera; Drosophilidae. The transcript has 2 exons.